AAAUGUUAUGAGCAGAAGCAGUACAAAAAUGGCCUCAAGUUUUGCAAGAUGAUUCUUUCAAACCCGAAAUUUGCUGAACAUGGAGAGACUUUGGCUAUGAAAGGACUAACGCUAAACUGUUUAGGAAAACGAGAAGAAGCAUAUGAAUUUGUUCGUAAAGGACUUCGAAGUGAUGUCAGGAGUCAUGUCUGUUGGCAUGUAUACGGCCUCCUGCAGCGUUCGGAUAAGAAGUAUGAUGAAGCUAUUAAGUGUUACCGAAAUGCACUCAAAUUAGAUAAAGAUAAUUUGCAAAUCUUGAGGGAUCUCUCUCUAUUACAGAUUCAGAUGAGAGACCUUGAAGGCUAUCGAGAGACAAGAUACCAGCUUCUUCAGCUGCGCCCAACACAGCGUGCUUCCUGGAUUGGAUAUGCCAUUGCAUACCAUUUACUGAAAGAUUAUGAUAUGGCGCUAAAAUUACUAGAAGAAUUUAGACAAACACAGCAAGUUCCUCCUAACAAAAUAGAUUAUGAAUAUAGUGAACUAAUACUAUAUCAAAAUCAAGUGAUGAGAGAGGCAGAUUUAUUUCAAGAGUCUUUGGAACAUAUAGAAACAUAUGAGAAGCAGAUAUGUGAUAAACUUUUGGUGGAAGAAAUUAAGGGGGAAAUGCUGCUGAAAUUGGGAAGAUUAAAAGAAGCCAGUGAAGUAUUCAGAAACUUGAUUGAUCGGAAUGCAGAAAAUUGGUGUUAUUAUGAAGGUUUGGAAAAGGCAUUGCAACUCCGCUCUUUAGAUGAGAGGCUUCAGAUUUACGAAGAAAUUAGUAAGCAGCAUCCCAGAGCAGUUUCACCAAGAAGAUUGCCUUUGAAUCUUGUCCCAGGUAAAAAAUUUAGAGAACUCAUGGAUAAGUUCCUGAGACCAAACUUCAGCAAAGGGUGUCCACCCCUGUUCACUACUUUGAAAUCUUUGUAUUCUAAUACAGAAAAGGUUUCAAUAAUCCAGGAACUUGUUACUAAUUAUGAAGCUUCUCUUAAAAUGAAUGGCUUUUUUAGCCCUUAUGAGAAUGGGGAAAAGGAACCCCCAACAACUCUACUCUGGGUUCAGUAUUUCCUGGCACAGCACUUUGAUAAACUUGGGCAGUAUUUGUUGGCUUUGGAGUAUAUUAAUGCUGUGAUUGCUGGUACUCCAACUCUAAUAGAAUUAUUCUACAUAAAAGCAAAAAUUUACAAGCAUAUAGGUAAUCUCAAAGAAGCAGCAAAGUGGAUGGAUGAAGCACAGUCUUUGGAUACAGCUGAUAGAUUCAUCAAUUCCAAAUGUGCAAAAUACAUGCUUCGAGCAAAUAUGAUAAAAGAAGCAGAGGAAAUGUGCUCCAAAUUCACAAGGGAAGGAACAUCUGCCAUGGAAAAUCUAAAUGAAAUGCAGUGUAUGUGGUUUGAGACAGAAUGCAUUUUAGCAUAUCAGCGCCUUGGGAGAUAUGGGGAUGCCUUGAAAAAAUGUCAUGAAGUAGAAAGGCAUUUUUUUGAGAUAACUGAUGAUCAAUUUGACUUCCAUACAUACUGCAUGAGAAAGAUGACCCUUCGUGCUUAUGUUGACCUCUUGAGAUUAGAAGAUACUCUCAGAAGACACACCUUUUAUUUCAAGGCUGCUAGAUCAGCAAUUGAAAUAUAUUUGAAAUUACAUGAUAACCCUUUAACCAGUGAAAGCAAGGAACAAGACAUAAAUUCAGAAGUACUGUCAGCCAAAGAACUGAAGAAAAUGCUUAGCAAGCAAAGAAGAGCCCAGAAAAAGGCUAAGUUACAAGAAGAUAGAAAGCACACAGAAAGGGAACGUCAACAGAAAAAUCAAAAGAAAAAAAGAGAAGAAGAAGAAGAAACUGCCAGUGGUCAUAAGGAAGAACUUGCAGCUGAAAAACUAGAAAGGGUUGACAAUCCAUUAGAAGAAGCCAUCAAGUUCCUCAUUCCUCUAAAGACCCUUGCUGCUGAUAACAUUUAUACCCAUCUGCUGGCAUUUGAAAUAUAUUUUAGGAAAGAGAAGUUUCUGCUAAUGUUGCAGUCUGUUAAACGAGCCUUUGCCAUCGACAGUAAUAAUGCAUGGUUACAUGAAUGCUUGAUUAAAUUUUCUAAAUCUGUAUCUAAUCAUAGUAAUAUUCCAGACAUUGUGAGCAAAGUUCUAGCUCAAGAAAUGAAGAAAAUAUUUGUCAACAAAGAUUUGCAACGCUUUAAUGAGGAUUUCCUCAUACACAAUGCUACCUCUCUUCAGCAUCUACUUUCAGGUGCUAAAAUGAUGUAUUUUCUGGAUAAGUCAAGACAAGAGAAAGCAAUUGCUAUAGCCACUAGGUUGGAUGAAACCAUAAAAGAUAAAAAUGUGAAGACUCUUACAAAGGUUUCUGAGGCACUGCUGGAUGGCAGCUUUGGGAACUGUAGUUCCCAGUAUGAGGAGUAUAGGAAGGCCUGCCAUAACCUGCUUCCACUUACAUCUGCUUUCCUGCCUGCUGUGACCGACACUGCACUGAACCGAACAAUUGACCCUGAGCUCUUGUGGCCUGAAAUUUGAAAUCUUGUGCACAGUUUGCUCCUACAGAUUCAAAGUUGAAUUCACAUCAGGGUUUCUUUUCCAUUAGUAUGAAGUGAAAUAUUGGUAUGAAAUGAAAUAUUUGGAUAGAAAUUUUAAAUGGAGUAUUGUGUAAGCUUAUUUUAUGCUGUGUCUGGCCUCCAAUUUACAUAGACAUCUGUUACAAUUACUUGUUUAUACUUGUACAGUCUUAAACUCCUGAAUUAUGGGUGUUGUUGCUUCUGUAUUAUACUUUAGUUGUUGAUUAAGGUGUAGACAGCCCACUUACGAUAUUUUCUUUUGAUCCUAUCUUCAGAAUCUGUUUUGAUCUCUUUAUUGGCUACUUUAUUUGAUUUUGUUUUAUUUUGAAGUGUUAGCUGUAUGUUAAGAAAUAGCCAUAUUUUCCAUUUUGGUGGAUAAUGCUAGUUUACUCCCUUUUUACCUUAACUUGAAUGAUUUGUAUUCCCUCCUUGUCUCAUUAAACUCUAAUAAAGUCUAACAUUCUUUUGUAAUAGCCAUAAAAGUGGUACUUUAUGGUUAAAUAAAGGUACUCCAGUUUUUAUGUUGAUGAUUCAGAAUGUGAAGAACUGGUUUGCCUCUUAAUCAUAUAAAUUUACCAUUAAUUUCAUUGUGUAUCUGUUCUAUUCUUGAAGACCAUUAUGGAGGAAUUGUGUUUUCUUGAUUGAUUGCUUAGAGAGGUAGCAAGUAGCUAAUCCUGAGACGUUUUCUUCAAGGGAGCAUGAUUGGGCAGAGUACAAAUUAAAACAGCACUAUCACCCUCACAGCCAUUCUUUAGCUAUUGUGUAAAUUUUUAGAUUCCUCAGAUGAGAAUUUAAACUAUAAUUAGUUAAGCUAUUAAAUCAUAGUGUUGUUGAACAGUAUUGGGGGGGACACCUUUUUUUUGCCAUAUCAUAUAAUGGAAUCACUCUGUUUCUCAGCUAUGUGAAUAUGUUUGUAAAUCUACUGUCUGAUACAAACUCAGAAUGGAGAUUUUUAGACAGUUCUAAUUAAAGUGAUUUUCCUUUUUUUUUUUUUUUUUUUUGAUUUUCCGAGACAGAGUUUCUCUGUGGCUUUGGAUUUGGAGGCUGUCCUGGAACUAGCUCUGUAGGACCAGGCUGGUCUCAAACUCACAGAGAUCCGCCUCUGCCUCCCGAGUGCUAGGACUAAAGGCGUGCACCACCACCCCCGGCGUGAUUUUCCUUUAUCUCUUUAGAUCCAUAGUUGCUGAGAGGAGAAAAAUUAACUGUAAAAUAAUGCCAAUCUAGACAAUUCUGUAAUAAAUUAUUUUGUACAAAA
This is a messenger RNA of Cricetulus griseus (Chinese hamster), 3819 nucleotides long. Lineage: Eukaryota; Metazoa; Chordata; Mammalia; Rodentia; Cricetidae. The record is from RefSeq and is a predicted model, not a curated record.